UACCAUACAUCAUAAAACACCUCUCAAUUAUUUCAUACCAAACAACAAUACACAAAAAAUGGAAGACUCUUUCCAUAAAGUUACCAUUGUAAACCAAGAUGGCUCAAUUAAAACCCUUAAGGUACCCGUAGUGCAAGAACUCGUUCGGCAUGGCAUCCAUAACAUACCAAAAAUGUUCCUUAGACCACCCUCCGAAAGCAUUGAAACCGCGGCUGCUAAUUUGGCGGAAGAUUUUCCGUGCAUAAGUAUGGUCAAAUUGCGUAAUAAUAUGGAGGAAAGAGAAAACGAGCGAAAAAAAUUAGUUGAUGGUCUUAAAGAAUGGGGAAUGGUAUUAGUUAGUGACCAUGGUAUACCAACUAAUUUGUUGUGUUCUGUUAAAGAAGUUAUUAAGGGGUUUUUUGAGUUAUCUUUAGAAGAAAAGAAAAAAUGUGUUGGAACAUAUGUUAGUGUGGAUAAUAUGGGUUAUGGUAGGAAUUAUGUUAAGUUAGAUGAUACACCUAUGGAUUGGAUUGAUAGGUUAACUAUGAAGGUAUCUCCAAAAGAAUCAACUAUUGGACUUAAUGUUUGGCCUCAAAAUCCUCCAAAUUUCAGAGAAAUCAUUGAAACUUAUGCAGGAGAGGGUAAAAAACUAAGUGAUGAAAUCCUCCAAGCAUUAGCAGAGGCAUUAUCACUACAAAAAGAUGGAUUUACCCAACAUUUUGACACAAAAACAAGAGAAAUAAAUGUAAGAAUAAACUAUUAUCCUCCAUGUCCAAACCCAAAAUCAACAAUGGGCAUAAGUGCACACACAGAUGCAACUGUACUAACUGUUCUGAUGGAAUUUGGUGCCUCUGGUGGCCUUCAAGUUAUGCACAAACAUAAGAAAGUAUGGAUGAAUGUUCCAUGGGCGACGGGCGAAUUGCUAGUAAGUGCAGGAGAUGUUCUAGAGAUAAUGAGCAAUGGAAGAAUUGAAAGUCCUUGGCAUAGAGCUGUUACCCAAGCUGAAUUUGAAAGAUAUUCUUUGGCUUUGUUUUUUAACCCUUCAUUAGCUAAGGAAGUUGAGCCUAUUGUGGGUGAUGAUUUGAGUAAAUGUGUGUAUAAGAAGGUGGUUUUGGGUGAGUAUUUGGAGAAUGUUUAUAAGGUACUUACCACCAAAGAGAAGUAAGGGCAAACCUACAAAGAAGCAUAAGGAGGAAGAAGUGAGCGUAACAAUUAGUAGGUAACUAUAGUAGCCGUUUAAAAUGUGACAAGUUAUGAUGUCAAUAAAAAAUAUAUAUUUGUUGAAUUAUUUAGAAAAAUAAUCAAUAGUAAAGAUUAUUCAUAGCAGAUAAGUAAUAAGUGGAAUUAUUUAGGAUAUUUUUUCCGAAAGAAAUUACUUUUAGCAUAUCUUAGAUUGAGUUCUUUAUUCUUCAAUGCAUGAUAUAAGCAACAAUAAUAUAUGAUGAUGAGUGUGCAUCUUCCUCUU
Molecule: messenger RNA, 1444 nt
Organism: Amaranthus tricolor (Joseph's coat)
Lineage: Eukaryota; Viridiplantae; Streptophyta; Magnoliopsida; Caryophyllales; Amaranthaceae
Product: flavonol synthase/flavanone 3-hydroxylase-like
Exons: 3
Coding region: 59-1144 (361 amino acids)
Source: RefSeq, a predicted model, not a curated record